AUGAUUAAAAAUUGGAGGCCCUUCUUGGCCUCCUCUCUGGCCGGCAACGUCUGUAACUGUAAUUGGGAUUUGGUGAUGGCCAUGGAAGGCCAAUAAUCUGUUGCUGGCAGGCGGCAAUUCCUGUUUGUAUUGUGUUGAGAUGGUGGUGGGUCAUGGAAGUAGCCGAGCGUUAGAGGAUCGGUCCGUUAAGAAGGAGGUAGCCGACCACCCUCGUGCUUCUACGGCUGCCGGAAAAGCCGUUACUCCUCCGAGGCACGGUAAAAAUACGGAUGACGAUGAUGACUUGACCCUGGCCAAUUGGUCAAAGUCUCCCAAACGAGUCCCUCCUUCAACCACGCACAAACGGAACAAGAUGGUGCAGAAUCAACACAGGCUUCAGAAAAAACAUUUGGUUUCUAUACCUAAUCAAGGCUUAUCCGAUCAGGCACAAAAGCUUGCAAGCUCCACUAAGGUGGCAACAGACAGGACAUUAUCAGCAGGAGAGGCCAGGUCGUCUGCUGUGUUUCGAGCGGAGAUGAUCCAAUCAAACUUAGAUCCGAGGGUCCCUAGCUUUGUGAAGUCAUUGGUCAGAUCACAUGUUGCUGGUUGUUUUUGGAUGGGGCUCCCUGCGUUUUUCUGUAAAAAACACUUACCGGAUAGUGACACUACCAUUACUUUGGAAGAUGAAUCUGAUAAAGAAUACCAGUUGAAAUACAUUGCUUGCAAGACAGGUUUAGGCUCUGGUUGGAGGCAGUUUUCUGCAGUCCACAAAUUGCAGGAGGGAGAUGUUUUGGUUUUUCAGUUAGUUGAGCCUUCUAAAUUUAAGAUUGUAAAGCAAGAAGGAUGGCAUGUAUGA
Molecule: messenger RNA, 835 nt
Organism: Neltuma alba
Lineage: Eukaryota; Viridiplantae; Streptophyta; Magnoliopsida; Fabales; Fabaceae
Product: B3 domain-containing protein Os05g0481400-like
Exons: 6
Coding region: 140-835 (231 amino acids)
Molecular function (GO): DNA binding
Source: RefSeq, a predicted model, not a curated record